Haliotis rubra (blacklip abalone) is the source of this 3125-nucleotide messenger RNA. RefSeq lists its product as uncharacterized. Lineage: Eukaryota; Metazoa; Mollusca; Gastropoda; Lepetellida; Haliotidae. The transcript has 4 exons. Bases 1467 to 2345 code for a protein of 292 amino acids. The record is from RefSeq and is a predicted model, not a curated record.
AUGUGUUCGUUGUUCACGCCAAUAGAGAUGUAAUUAAGAAGGGGAAGCACCAGGAUAAGAAGACACUCCUGGAUGAGAUUACAACCCCAGCCUCAGCUCUCAGAAACACAAGUGGUGGAUUGCUGGUAGUACAUUUAAAAGGUCAGUUUCCCGAAGACAGAAGCUUGGAAUAUUUUGAUGAGUUCAUCAGCGGUUCUUUGAAUAAUCUUAUUUCCAACGGAACCCUCUAUGUGCAUGUGUAUAAACGUGCUUGGCUAAAUCUGAAGACUGGAUUUCAAGAAUUUUCAGAUUUUGUAGCAAUAAGAAUUGAGCAGGACAAUUCAAACGUAGCCACAGUUACCUUUAAUACCAAAAUACGAUCUGACUUUGAAACGAGGGACCCUUCGAUCUUGAAUCUUGUUUCCCUUUUAACUAAUAAGCCAAGAAAUUCGCAGAGUGUACCACAGAUUAGAGGAUUACCAGUACACACUUCCAAACAAUUUGAAUGUCGAAAUUGUGAGUUCAAAGCCUUUCAGCCAAUGCCAGAGAAGGUGAAUGAAAUUAACGAAGGCAAGCUUGACAUUGUGGAGUAUCUGUGGUCAGAUCUAAAGCUGAGGGACAACAUAACUUCCUUUACCAAGGUACCUGAUGGAGGAUCCUUGUAUGUAGGGAUUUCUGAAAAACUGGACACAACCACAAAGUCAAAGUAUCCUGUUAUUACCGGAUUUCAGCUUGAAAACACUUAUGAACCUGAGGCUUGGGGGGUGAUCAGUGUUAGUGACCAUCAGUUCAAACUGAGGAUAAACAGAAGUCAGCUUGAAAGGAAAAUAUUUGACAAAUUAAGUGAGUUAACUCUCCUGAACCUAAAUGGUGAAUUCAUAAAUCCUCCAAAUGAUAUGAUAAAAGUCACCUUUCACAAGGUUGAAGGACGUUCAGCAGACCUGCAUGUUCUUGAAGUAUCUGUCUGCUACUUAGAUGGGGUACUGUUUUUCGAUAAUGGUCCAAGGUCCCAUGUUGUGGACACCAGACAGAGACCCAACAAAUGCAAGCGGAUGACCAAUGACGAAUGGUUGGACAGAUUGUUUCGGCGCUGUGUAGGUUGUGGACAACAGUGGGGUUAUUUCAACAAGUAGCAGACGACACAAACAGUAUCUGUACAUCAGCUACAUUUAAAGACAUUAAGAUUCAAAAGUUGGUCUUCAUUAAGGAAAGACUACUAUAGUGUUGUGGUAGUUGCUGUUCACACGUAACGGCCUGUAGUGGAACGUUGUACAGUGGAAAUGAAACAGUAUUUAUCGAUACGCAUCUCAAUUUUUAAAUAUCACGAGGGUCCAGUGACAAGGCUGCCACAAUCACAAUAUUUUUCAACAGUGUGUUUCAUGUGUACACUUUCUUAAACUUCACGAGGAUCCAGUGACUGUGGCUUUAUUUCUGAGAUCCCACAAAAGAGUCCAUCAUAGUGAAGCCAGGUACGUGUACUGUCGGCCAUGUCGUCGUCUGAAGAUGAGGAGUCGAGUGCUUGCAUCCCAGAGGAGGAUAUCGUCUGCUCACUGACAAGGAGCGAUGACUCGGAUACAGAUACGGAAUCUGAAACGAUGGACCACCUUGCAGAAAUGGACAUGCUGCUUCCAUCGUUCGAUCUUCAAGAUGACGAAUAUCACAAUAUCCUUUCUGCCGGUAUGAUUCCAUCAGCCGAAUCCUUCAUAGUCCCAGGAGCCAUGUCCCAGUAUUUACAGCACCACCAGCCGGCCAUAUACAGCAAGGCAAUACAGGUACAUGGAGGUCAAGGAUCCAUAGUGUACAUCCCUGCCGCCAUCAUUAACCGCCAUCAGUUCCAGAUUUCUCACCCCAGGCCUAACAGUGUCUUGUGUGAUGCGUUUGUGUUUCAUCCUUCCUGGCCAAUCAUGCUGCUCACCUUCUCAACACAAACCAAGUCCCGAGUGUCCCGAUACAACGCUAGUGUGGCCAGAGCUGGCAUUCUGCUGCUGAGCUCACACCUUCAAGACACCUUCACUUUUGUCCAUGGAGUGAUUGACACCGCUACAUGGCAAUCUGAUACUCUGUUUGCUGAAAAGAUUAGGGAAUUCGAAACCUCUGCAGAGAACUUUUCUGUUCCUAUUUCCCUACAAAUGACUGAAGUCAAAUGCAGAAGUGCAAUCAAGGUUUUGCUUAGAACAGACUCAGGCCAAGUGAACAGGACAAGAGGAGCAGAAGAAAAUCUCUCAUCAGUCUGGCGUCCAAUGAGUCCGGACGAGAACUGCGACAAACACAAUGAUGUACUAGGACUUGGAUACUUAGUAUUUUUCGGAAAGGCUGUCAAACGAUACAUAUUUGAAGAACUAUUUCCAUACCCGGAAGAAUUGUGAUAGUUCUUCUUGGAACAGUAUCCUGCUACCACAUUUCCAGGGAGAGAUUCAUCUACAACUUCCCCUCUGUUCUUUAAAUGGAAGUUAUGUUUAUUAGAUUUAUUGUUAUGAUAUGUAUAAGUGCUAAUGAUUAAUGUAAUGCCUUGUUGACAUGAUGUUAGUUAUAUCCCACGCUACCUGCUUCCUUCGCCUUGUGUCUUGUCUUGACGGAUCCAGCUCCCAACACCACAGAAGUGUCGUAAACCCAGCGUGACACAAACACAAAUGUCAGAUCACCAAUCCCUGAAAUAUGUUACAGUCAAAGACUGGUGCUUGCUAUGUUAUACAAAUGGAACAAAUAUACACAGUGACUUGCUUGAUAAUUGCCUGCUAUCAUAAAAAGAUUAAAUUUCAGGAUUAUAAGUUAUCAAAGCGACAUGAUAUUUGUGAAGGCAGGUUUACGCUAUGACUUGGUGCGUGUUCCGUCUGUGUCUCCGAUGUAGCUACUUCUCCGCUCGCCUAUAAACCAAUAAACAGAUACUCGAGAUGGCUGCAGCUAUAUAUUGAGUCAUGUCCGUGUGACACAUUCAAUACAAUAAGUUACGGUUCUGUUCUCUUCAAACAUAUUCCACAGAAAAAGUGAAAGUUCAUGUUCAAGUAUAUAUUUGAUAAACUGAACAACACUACAAGACCAGAGGAGUUGGCAACUGACUGAUCGCAAAAUCGAGGUUUCUGUUUUCAAUGAUAUCUCGCCAUAGCACAUACCCAGAAUAUUAUGCUAAAUAAAGUUAUAUCACUUCA